Molecule: messenger RNA, 1371 nt
Organism: Caenorhabditis briggsae
Lineage: Eukaryota; Metazoa; Nematoda; Chromadorea; Rhabditida; Rhabditidae
Exons: 6
Coding region: 1-1371 (456 amino acids)
Cellular component (GO): nucleolus
Molecular function (GO): ATP binding; nucleic acid binding
Source: RefSeq, a predicted model, not a curated record
AUGUAUAGAAAAAUAUUAACGUUUAAGGAAGCUGAAGAGGGGAGCUACCUGGCGGAAUGGUCGAAUCUCAAGUGUCUAGUUGUAGACGAAACUGAUCGAAUGGUGGAAGAAGGAUAUUUUUCUGAGCUGACCGAUAUUCUGAACAAAAUUCACGAGGCAGCGGAUAAAGAGAAGCUUCAGACAUUGGUUUUUUCUGCCACGUUGACUUUUGCCAAGGCACAGGAUGUUGCAGAGGAGGAAAAGAAGAAGGCCAAAGAAUUGAGUGCUCAUCAAAAAAUUCAACGCCUUAUCAAGCUAACCGGACUUCGCGAGAACAAGCACAAAGUCAUUGAUUUGACUCGUCAAAUGGGUACCGCUGGAUGUCUUGUUGAAGCCAGAAUCAAUUGUGGAAAUCUCGUCGAAAAGGAUACUGCGCUGGUCUAUCUCCUCAACCGUUACCCAGGACGAACAAUGGUUUUUGUCAAUUCUGUCGAUGCCGCACGACGUCUUCAUCAUAUUUUGAAUGCUAUCAAUAUCGAUCCAAUGAUUCUUCACGCUAAAAUGAUUCAGAAGCAACGUCUUCGGAAUUUGGAAAAGUUUGCAGAAUCGAAAAAUGCAGUUCUGAUUGCUACAGAUGUUGCUGCACGUGGAUUGGAUAUUCAGGGAAUUGACCACGUCAUUCACUACCAAGUGCCCAAAAAAGUAGAGAUUUAUAUUCAUCGAAGUGGACGAACCGCAAGAGCUUCACAUCGUGGAUUGACUGUUGUUCUUGUUGAUCCUCAAAGUAGACAGUUCUAUAUGAAGUUAUGUAAAGGAUUGAAUAGAAUGCAAGACUUGGACAUCUUCCCAAUCGAUUUCGAGCCACUUAUGAUUGCUAUCAAGAAGCGAGUACGAUUGGCGUCUGAGAUUGAUUCUCUCGAGUUUCGGUGCAAAAAGAUCAAAAUGUCCGAAUCCUGGUUCGAAAAGGCUGCCCGUGAAGCUGAUCUCGAUUACGAUGAGACUCGCUCUCGUGAAAUGGGCGGUCUGAAUUUGGAAGUAGACGAAAUGAUAAGGAAAAGUCGUCAACUUCAAUCACAACUUCGUUCUGAACUCUCCGCUCCUCUUCCUCGUUCGGAUGGUUCUGAUUCAAUGAGAACAAAGUAUAUCACUGCUGAAAUCGUCUCAAGAUUGCGAGCGGUUGGCGACAACGCUAUUGAUGUGUUGAAUCAGAAAAUCGAAGACACCAAAGAGUGGAAGAGAAAAAACAGGAAGGCCACAAAGACGGAUGAAAUGAAUUCGAUGAAGAAGUCAUUGAAAAACUCCCAAAAGAACAAGGAUCGGCUGGCUGAAAAACAACGACAAGCAAAGAUGGUCAAGUUCUCCAUGGCGAACUCUCUUGACGAUAAUAAAUAG